GAGACACUAAGGCGGGUGAAGCAGCGACGUGUGUGUUUCUGGUGGGCCGAGAAAGCCGCCAAGUGACCUGCCACUGAGUGUGUGUGAGUGCAUGUGCAUAUGUGUGCACGCCAUGUUGAGAUGUGGGUUCUGCCUGGGCCUUGCCUUCUGGAUGUGCUACAUGCAGAUUAUUGCUGCUGUCUUGUUUUGGCCACCACCUGCCACCGAGGUUCCAAAGACGCCUACUGCGGAGGACCGUCCUGGUACCGGGCAGGAUGGGGAGAGUCUGUCCAGUGUAGGGAAGGAGAUCAUGAAUGUGGCCAAUGGGAUUCAAGACUUUGUAAGGAAAUGGGACCUGGAGACACCUGAGAGUGAUGCUGCCCGAGCCACUUCUCAAGCAGGAGGUGAUCAUGUAUCCAUCACUCGUCAAGUGAGAGGAGGUGGGCAUCUGAAGGACCAGGGCACACAGGUUUCUGUUACUGGGCAACCAGAUGAUGGUCAUAUGAUUGACUCAGGUAUGGCUGUCACCGUUUCCCAGACUGACUUUGACACACCCACUGCAGUAACUCGGCAAACAGAAAAUAAUCAGAGCACAACCAUCCCUCUUAAAGGUGAAGAAGAUGGAAACCUAACUGACCUGGUCAUAACCUCUGUGGUAGGUCAGCAACCAGAGAACAAUCAGAGCCCAACCAUAACUCUUAAAGGAGAAGAGGAUGGAAACCUGACUGACCUGGUUACAACCACUUUGGUAACUCAGCAACCAGAGAUCAAUCAGAACACAACCAUCACUCUUAAAGAUGAAGAAGAGGAACACCUGGUUCACCUCAUCACAACCUCUGCAGUAAUGCAGCAACCGGAGAACAAUCAGAGGACAGCCAUCACUCUUAAUGGGGAAGGAGAUGGAAACUUGACUGACCUGGUCACAAUUGCUGCAGUAACUCAGCAACCAGAGAACAAUCAGAUCACAACCAUCACUCUUAAAGGGGAAGGAGAUGGAGACCUGACUGACCUGGCCACAAUCUCUGAGGUAACUCCUCAACCAGAGUACAAUCAGAGCACAAGCAUUACUCUUAAAGGGGAAGGCCUUGGAAACGUGACUGACCUGGUCACAACGUCUGCAGUAACUCAGCAACCAGAAAACAAUCAGAUCACAACCAUCACUCUUAAAGGGGAAGAAGACGGAAACCUGACUGACCUGGCCGCAACCUCUGCAGUAACCCCACAACCAGAGAACAAUCAGAGCACAACCAUCAAACCUAAAGGGGAGAGACAUGAACAAUUGACUGACAGGGGCACAGUUUCUUCUAUCAGACAAGAAAGUGUUACCAGUCAACCGUGGACCAUAGCAGAAGGACUUCACCUGGCUGAUAAUAUGUCAUUAGUGCAGGGUGUAUCCAGUAGCUGGGGAUUGUCUGAGCCUGGUUCUGCUUUUGGAUCUGAGUCUGUGUUCUCACGGACAGAGAUGCAGCACAGCACACCUAUCCCUGGUGGUGCUUCGGGCCAUGUGAGGUUUGUAAGCAGCUUUGCUGCUGAGAAACAGGUAGAGGAGCUCAGCCUGGAGAAGACUAACUUCUCCCAAAUUACUGCAGACAAGCCUGACACCACAGCGAUGCAGAAUCACACUGGUAACACUGGCGUGUCCCUACUGCAGCUAAUAAUGGGCAUGUCUGCGGUCACGUGUGCCCUCAGCCCUGUGUUUGGCCCGAAGAUGCCCAUGAGUCAUCUGGCACGCUCUUACUUGCCUGGCACUUUCUACCGCGACUUCUCCCUGCUUCUUCACCUUCGGCCAACAUCACCCAAGGCAGGCGUGGUCUUCUCAGUCACAGAUUCUGGCCAGCACCUCCUGCUGGUGGGGCUCAAGCUGUCAGCCGUGCAAAAUGAAACUCGCCAGCUGCAGUUUUUCUACACGCAGCCAGGGUCUGAUGCCUCCCACCUUGCUGCCAGCUUCCCUCUGCCUGUGCCUACUGACAGCUGGACCCGCCUGGCACUUGCUGUAGUUGGAAACCAGGCUGUACUCUAUGUCAACUGUGAUCCAAAGCCCAUCACAAGACACUUCAAGCGUGGCCCUGGUACCAUCAAGUUGAAGGCCUGUGCCAGUAUAUUUGUGGGAAGCGCUGGGAGGGUGGACCCUGACAACUUUGUGGGUUUGAUCGAGGACCUGAGGCUAGUGGGAAAUCCACAGGCAGCCCAGCGGUACUGUGAGGAUGAGGAUGAUUCAGAUAUGGCCUCUGGUGAAUCCGGAAGUGGUGAUGGGAACAUGGCUCAGAUGGAAAUGACAACACCUUCACCUCUGCAUACCAUUCAGCAGCUACCACUGACACUGGUACAUUGUCAAGAAGAAAAAGCCAGACUCAAAGAGAGAGGUUUGAAGGGUGACCCUGGGCCCCCCGGUCCUCCAGGGCCCUCUGGCCCACCAGGGCCCAUUAUGGAGAUUCAUGGGAACAGCUCUGUGGUCCAACCAGGACCCAGGGGCCCACCGGGACCACCCGGACUCCCGGGUCCAGCUGGGCCUCCUGGAAUGGACGGACGGCCAGGUAGCUGUGGAAGAAAUGUCAGGCCUAGCCCUGUGGGACCUCAGGGCUUCCCAGGAAACCCAGGCAGUCCAGGAGUCAAAGGUCAAAAGGGAGAACCAGGAGAGGGGUGGCCUGGCCCCACAGGACCAUCAGGGCCCCCAGGACUGCCGGGACAGCUUCUGUAUGACAAAUCGACGUUUGCAGACAUGGAGGGCUCUGGACUUCUCGAUCUGGAGAGUUUACGUGGUCCACCAGGCCCUCCUGGUCCACCAGGGCCCCCAGGACCCCCCACAUCUGUGGGGCCACAUGGAAUACCUUUAUUUGGACCCACAGGCCCUCUAGAAAAGGACAGCGCCCUUGGCUUGCAGGGUCCCCCUGGCAGAGAUGGUCAUUCAGGAGCCCCGGGACCCAGAGGAGAAAAGGGGGAUGCAGGGGACCGGGGCCUCCCUGGGGCAGUUGGGCAGAAGGGUUCCCAGGGUGCACCAGGUAGGCCAGGAGAAGAUGGACGUCCUGGACCAAUGGGAGCUUCUGGUCCACCUGGUCUGCCUGGCCCUCCAGGACCAGAUUACAAUGGAAAUGUUGACCACGUGGAUGGUUCUGGCAUGGAUGGGACAGCGGGAGAUUUAGGCCCCAGAGGCCCACCAGGCCAGAAGGGCAGCCCCGGCCUCCCAGGGGAGAAGGGCAGUGAGGGUCUCCCUGGAAAGGAAGGCCAGCCUGGACUGGGUGGAUUCCCCGGACCUCCGGGACCAAAAGGUACAAAAGGUGACAAGGGAGAAAGAGGUGUGCCAGGUCAAGAUGGCAAAGGUAUCCCAGGGCCACCUGGUGUUCCUGGCCCCCCAGGGCAGAUAAUAUAUCAAGUCUCGGACAACGGUGUACUUGGUCUUCCUGGUCGAGCAGGAUUCCCUGGACCUAUGGGACCUAAGGGGAACCAAGGUGAACCCGGACCUCCAGGAAUUUCUAUAAAGGGAGAGAAGGGAAUCCCAGGCCUGACAAUUAGACCAGAUGGCAAACCCAUGAACUUGGAAGCACUGAUGGGACAAAAGGGUGACCUUGGACCUCUUGGACCUAUGGGACCAGCUGGACCUCCUGGGCUGCGGGGCUCCAAGGGUGAAAUUGGGAUGCCAGGACGAGCAGGUCGUCCAGGAGUGAAUGGCUCAAAAGGAGAAAAAGGAGAGCCAGCCAGUGGCACGAAAUAUGGUAACCCUGGUCCCCCUGGGCGUCCUGGCCCUCCUGGCCCCCCCGGCCCCCCUGGACCCCUGCUCUCCCCAAGCAGAAUAGAUGAUGAUGGUGCCUCACAACUGCAUCCAAUAUGGCGAGAGCUGAAAGGGGAGAAGGGAGAUCGUGGACCUCCAGGUGUUUCUGGAACACCAGGUCUUGACUACCACACAAUUCAGAGUCAUCUUAAAGGAGACAAAGGAGACAUGGGCUCCAAGGGGGAAAAGGGAGAGCCAGGUGGGGUCCAGGGGCCACCAGGACCUCCGGGAAUCCCUGGGCCACCAGGGCCAGAAGGAGAAUCUAUCAGAGGGCCCCCUGGUCCUGAGGGUCCACCAGGGGCACCUGGAAUCGGCCAUAAUGGGCCACCUGGAUAUCCUGGGCCUCCAGGUCUCCCCGGACCACCAGGAUCCCUGUCAUUGCCAGGGGCUUACAGACCUAUACAUGGGCAACCUGGGCCCCCAGGCCCCCCUGGUCCCCCUGGACGUCCUGGAGUACCCUCUGGGGUGACUGUGAUGAGGUCAUAUGAUGCAAUGGUGUCAUCUGCACAGCAGCGUCCAGAGGGAACACUUGUAUACCUUAUGGAUCAGACUGACCUCUAUGUUCGAGUCGGGGCCGGCUUCCGCCAAGUCAUGCUGGGCGAGUACAGGCCAAUCUACAGAGACCAGGACAAUGACCUGGCAGCAACCCAGACCACCACAGAUGUUCAGUCCUCUCCAGGACGCUCUACCCACACAGCUGUGGAGUCCACACAGCCGGACAGUUGGAAGCCUGAUUCCAGAUACCACCCGGGGCUGCCUGACAACCAUUAUCACGUCCCACUAGACCCCCGCUAUGCAGUCUGGCCUGACAGUUGGUACCCCAGCACACCUCAGCGGUAUCCCAGUCAUCCAAUAUCUCAGCCUGUCCCGAGUCACGCCCAUAUGUCAGGACCGGGGCUACACUUGGUCGCCCUCAAUGCGCCACAAAGGGGCAACAUGCAUGGCAUCAGGGGGAUUGAUCUCCUGUGCUUCCAGCAAGCCCAGGCUGCAGGGCUCCAGGGAACCUUCCGGGCCUUCUUGUCGUCUAGGCUUCAGGACAUCCACAGUAUUGUGCGCAAGUCUGACAGGGACAGUCUGGCCAUAAUCAACAUCAAGGACCAAGUACUGUUUGACAGCUGGGAAUCUCUCUUUGGCGACUCUGAGUCAAAGGUGAAAGACGGUGUGCCCAUUUACUCCUUUGACGGUCGGGACAUCCUCAGGGACUCGGCUUGGCCCAACAAGAUGGUGUGGCAUGGCUCAAAUGCUCAGGGCCAGCGGCAGGAAGACAGCUACUGUGACUCCUGGAGGACGGAUGCCCAGGAGGCCGUGGGCAUGGCUUCGUCUCUGUUGGUGGGGGAGCUUCUCCAGCAGGUCCCCACCAGCUGCUCUAGCUCUUAUUUAGUGCUGUGCAUGGAGAACAGCUAUGUGCCGCAGGCUAAGAGAUAGACAAGGGGCCUCGCUCACUUGGUACUUUCAGUAUAACCUACAUACAACACUCCACGAAAAGGAGGAGUGUCCCUUUAAGACGGUAUUGUGCCCCUUUUAGAAAGUAUGUGCCUCAUGGCAUGCAGAAUAGCUUCCUCCCCAUCUAUAAAGCCAAAAAAUGUCAUCAUAAUUGCCAGAUUUAACCAACCGCAUUCAUUUAACCAAUCUUUUGUAAGUUAAUCCCACCAUGAACUGUGGAAUAUUGACUGUUGCAACCUUUCAGAUAUUUUUAUUUCAAUUCAAAUAUUUUUCCAUUUUCAUUUUUUUUUUUUCCAAGUUUGAGAUAAGUUUCCAAAUGAAGGAUUAUCUUGUCCGACUACACAGGAGUGUUGUUACACGAUAAAAAUGUAGCAAUUCAAAGACAUGACAGAACAAUGUUCUGAUCAGACACGGUGAGGAUAACAUAUUUAACUUAAUAUUAAGAAAUAUUACAUUAAAACAAAAAGUUUGACACAUCUUUAAUUUUAACGUAUAUGCAUGAUUUACAAUGUGAUGUCAGAUGCUGACAGACCCAGGGCAUUUUAACCUCCCACUCCAUCUGCUGUUGGGGAGGCACUGGUUUAAUGGCAUCUGGAGAUCAGCACUAAGUGGGUAUGAGCCCCCCCACCACUAACUGAGCAUAGUGCUAAUGGCAGCUGAACACCAGGACGGGCCGUGGGUCAAGCCUCGGCUGGAUUUACAAUACGUUUUACUCAAAGAGCUUAUGACUGUGGGGGCCUCCUUGACUGAAAUUCUGAUUAAUUCAGGGUUACUCAUGUGUUACUGAUCCGGUCAGAACUUGUGGAUCGCUAUUACUUUUACAUGUACUGAGUUUACAAGGCACAGAAUAAAUUUGCUUUUAAAGUUA
Messenger RNA from Paramormyrops kingsleyae, 6056 nucleotides. RefSeq lists its product as uncharacterized. The record is from RefSeq and is a predicted model, not a curated record. NCBI's taxonomy places the organism in Eukaryota, Metazoa, Chordata, Actinopteri, Osteoglossiformes, Mormyridae. Gene Ontology annotation, biological process: extracellular matrix organization. Gene Ontology annotation, molecular function: extracellular matrix structural constituent conferring tensile strength.